UGUUCGCCCAUUAAUACUCAUUACAAAUGGUACUAAUGAAACCGCAAUUACAGAUAAUCCUACUAUCAUGAAUCCCACUCGCAUGUCAGCAGCAAAAGCUUUAAAAACCGCCGCAAAUAUUAAACCUCCAAUGUUGCCUCCUGCUCCUACUAAUCCUGUAACUAUUCCCGAAGCUGCCGGGUCGAUAUAG
Scutellospora calospora is the source of this 190-nucleotide messenger RNA. The record is from the annotation of a GenBank genome assembly. Lineage: Eukaryota; Fungi; Glomeromycota; Glomeromycetes; Diversisporales; Gigasporaceae.